This is a messenger RNA of Mangifera indica (mango), 1577 nucleotides long. Its product is annotated as late embryogenesis abundant protein ECP63-like. Lineage: Eukaryota; Viridiplantae; Streptophyta; Magnoliopsida; Sapindales; Anacardiaceae. The transcript has 2 exons. The record is from RefSeq and is a predicted model, not a curated record. Bases 88 to 1380 code for a protein of 430 amino acids.
ACCAUCAACAACAUUGGGAAAUCAAAGAAAUUCCAAGAAAAAAGUUGUCGAUUUUGGUUAUUGCCAGUGUGUCUUUGUGAUUUAGCAAUGGCAACGAGGCAACAAAAAGAAGAGAGAGCCGAGGCGGCAGUGAGAAUUGCUGGAGCUGACCUGAGAGACGUGAACCGAGGAAGAGAAUAUGAAGAGAGAGUUUGUAGGGUUGAUACGACGACAGAUCAGCCUCAGCAACAACAGAAGAGACCAGGGUUGAUUGGGUCGGUUUUGAAAGCUGUGACGGGGACCAUUGGGCAUGCCAAAGACGCCCUUGUUGGGAAGAGCUAUGAGGCUGCUGAGGCAACCAAGGAAGGAGCUCAAACGGCGGCGGAGAAAGCCAAAGAGAAUAAGGACUACACGACGGAGAAGGCGAGGGAGACUACCAACAAGGCCAGUCAAAAGAUGGAAGAAUAUGAAGAUUACGCAGCGCAGAAGGCUAAAGAAGCUAAAGAAUCUACUACAGGAAAGGCGGGAGAGAAUGCCGAGAAAGCAAAGGAGACUGCUGAUUAUCCUCCACAGAAAGCCAAGGAAGCAAAAGACAAGACAAUGGAGAAGGCGGGAGAGUAUAAAGAUUACUCUGCUGAAAAGGCAAAAGAAGCUAAGGAUAAAACGUUGGGGAAAGCUGGAGAGUAUAAAGAUUAUAACGCAGAGAAGGCAAAGCAGGCGACGGACACGACGUCGGGGAAGGCUGGAGAGUAUAAAGAUUAUGCGGCGGAGAAGGCAAAGGAGGCGAAGGACACGACGUUGGGAAAGGCUGGAGAGUAUAAAGAUUAUGCAGCAGAGAAGGCCCAGGAGGCCAAGGACACUACAAUGCAAAAGGCUGAGGAACACAAGGAUUAUCCGGCUGAGAAAGCAAAAGAAGGGAAGGACACCACUGUGGGUAAGUUGGACGAGCUCAAGGAUCCUGCUGCUGGUGCUGCCAAGAAAGCAAUGGAUUACUUGACUGGUAAGAAGGAGGAAACUAAGCAGAAGGCCGAAGAGACGGCAGAGUCAGCUAAGCAAAAGGCUGAAGAGCCUAAAGCAUCUGCUAAACAGAAGGCUCAGGAUACUAAAGAGUCCGCAAAGGAGAAGUCGAGUGACUCGGAGGACGCAGCUUGGCAGAAAAUGGAGGAAUUGAAGCUGAAAGGUGAAGAGCCAAGGGCUGCACGUAAGCAUGGAAGCACAGGAAGAACUGUGCCGGCGGGGACGGUUGAGAACGACAUUGAAGAGACACAUCCCGGCGCCAUUGUGGAAACAUUGAAAGCGGCGGAUCGGAUUACGGGGCAAACUUUCAACGAUAUUGGACGCAUAGAUGAAGAAGGCGCAAUACGCAUAGAGCGGAAAGAAGACGGCUAUGGCAAAAUGUGAUGAAAAGUUGUAUGAAGAAAGCUAAAUAAUAUGGUUUUGCUUCGUUUCUAUUUUGUUCUGUUUUUGUCUCUCGUUAUGUAAUUUGAAGCUAGUUCUUUUUGGGCACGUUCAAGUCUCCUCUAUCGUUCCUAAGCUAAGACCAGUUGUUGUUCUGCUACUAUAUCAAAUAUAAUUCACCAAUUCAGUUUCAUGUUACA